Messenger RNA from Rotaria sordida, 306 nucleotides. Lineage: Eukaryota; Metazoa; Rotifera; Eurotatoria; Philodinida; Philodinidae. The record is from the annotation of a GenBank genome assembly.
AUGGAUGCAAAACAACGUAAUGAUGACAUAAAAGAAUUUCGAAUAGGUUCCAGUCGAAUCUUGGUAAGAACAGAUAUGCUUGAAGCUGAUACUGAUAUUCCACAAGUUAGUCCUGUUAUCAAUUAUGAUUUACCGACUAAUCGUGAGAACUAUCUUCAUCGUAUUGGACGUCUUGGUCGAUUCGGUCGAAAAGAUAUAGCUAUCAAUUUCAUUAACAAUGAUGAACAACAAACAUUACACCACACUGAACAAUAUUAUAAUACAGAAAUCGAAGAUCUGCUCAUGAGCAUUGCCGAUUUGAUUUAA